GAUUCCGUUCAGAUCCGGUUUUGAUAACAACUCUAAUCGAUACGUAACAAAUUGUGAAUAUCGUGGUAUCCUCAAAAACAUGCAGCUUUGGUUGUUCACAUUUCUACCUUGUAUGGUAGCGGGUGGGACCUCACUCUUGGUGGGAACGGGGUCGUCAAGCGAUUUUGAAAUCGUCAACCUUUCUGAUCCGGAUGCAAUUUGUAUGCAACCUAAGGACUAUCCCCAUCAGACGGCUUGGUCCGUUGCUGGAACGCUAGCAGGAAAACCCUUGAUCUGUGGCGGAUUCAACCCGCCUGAUAAGGUGGGUGUGACAUGCCAUGUCUAUUAUCAAGGUGGUGAUUCAUGGUACGAAGGGGGCUGGGUGAAUCGCAUCUGGUCCGCGGGAGUGAAUCUCACACCGCGGACGUUCUUCAUGGGCGGUGGAUCCUUAUCCCAGAUUCACAACGAGACCUUUUUCAUUGAAGACUCCGGUGUGGCUCAAGGCCCGGAUCUGCCAGAGGAGAGAAUGGCACACUGCUUCGUUCGAAUCAACGACCACCAGAUCUUCGUCGUUGGAGGAAACGAUGGUAGUUUACCUGUAAAAACCGUCUACAUUUACGAUUUCUCCACUGACGAAUGGACCGCCCAACCGCCACUCAAACAAGUUCGAUCCUGGGCCUUUUGCGGCUCAGUGACCGACUCAGAAUCAGGAAGUGUAACUGAAAUUGUGGUGGCAGGAGGAACCUUUCAAACCAAGCCCCUGGCCACAUCCGAGAUAUUCGAUUUGAAGACCAAGUCCUGGCGACAAGGCCCCUCUUUGCCCACCCCAAUUUUCUCAGGUGCCUCUGUCAAUCAUGACCAGAGUUUUAUUUUGGUCGGAGGUUCUGAUGGCGUGAACGCCCGCGACGAGCUUCUAACCUAUGACCCGGAGCUUAAAGAGUUCGUGGUCCUUGCCGCCAAACUACGAAAACCUCGACAAGAUCAUGUGGCCAUCAUUGUAGAAGAUUCCCCUGGCCUGACUUGCUAAUCUCGUUCAAUGAAAACUAGGCAGCAAUUGUCACCCUUUAGAAGUCACCUUGGGUGGUCAGUGGUCCGUUUUUGACCGGCCGCCCUUUAAUUGGACCAACCGUUUUCUCAUUUAUUUCAAAAAGAAUCGCCGCGAACCCUGUCCUCGAGCACUUCCUCAAAAAUCCACUGUUAUAAGUACGAUUCAUCUUUGGCCACAAGCUCGCUUAUCUGAAGUACAAACAUGAUGUGUGAGUGUC
Messenger RNA from Tigriopus californicus, 1244 nucleotides. RefSeq names its product kelch domain-containing protein 8B-like. Gene Ontology annotation, molecular function: protein binding. The record is from RefSeq and is a predicted model, not a curated record. Lineage: Eukaryota; Metazoa; Arthropoda; Copepoda; Harpacticoida; Harpacticidae. The transcript is spliced from 3 exons. Bases 80 to 1006 code for a protein of 308 amino acids.